Molecule: messenger RNA, 599 nt
Organism: Lindgomyces ingoldianus
Lineage: Eukaryota; Fungi; Ascomycota; Dothideomycetes; Pleosporales; Lindgomycetaceae
Exons: 2
Coding region: 370-591 (73 amino acids)
Source: RefSeq, a predicted model, not a curated record
UUUCUAGUGAACAUCUCGAUCGUAGAAUGAAUAUAACUCGCUAAUGAGGAUCUCCUUUCGAGUGUGUAGCGAAGACUAUCUUGAACGUCGUUUGAUAGUGGAGGGGUUGAAGACUCGUUGAGAUAGAGACUCCUGCGCGAAGAUGUCAAUGGCUUACGAGGAGAAUUUUGGUUGGCGAGGUGGCUUGUGGAGCCGAGCUACAAGAUAUCAAAACCCAGAACUUCAAUACAGCCAAGCUGCAUGAUACGCACAGAUGGCUGUAAACUUAUAUCGCCCUCGACGCAUUCUUCACAAAUCAUAUCAAGGUAGGAACACACGGCUUCCAAGCAUGAUGCGUCGCCAAGCGGAGCUAUCAGAUUGCAGACAGCCAUGUGCAUGGUUUUGGGGAAAAGAUCCCGGCAUUCGUGUUUGGUGUGUGUGGGCGUGCUGCAUGCGAGUGACCUCGACCACGAGGCCCGGAUUUACGGGGUCUGGGGAACGAGAUCGCUUGUCGCAGGGAAAAAGCAAGAAAGGAGUAAAACACCUUACUGUGUAAGUGGUUUAUGGCAAAGAGAGUUUGAAAGGGUCAUGUAUGAUUGGGACGUGUGCUGAAGGAAUGU